UAUCAAAAUUAUUUGAUCAAAUCUUAACAAGUAAUGGCUUCUGGUGCUGCAAAACCGGCAACAUUCUUCCUCUUGUUCGUAAACCUCGUGCUUUAUUUGAUCAUUAUAAUAAUUGCUUCUUGGGCUGUCAACCAUGGAAUCGAAGAAACUCAUGGACAAGCAUCUGUUUUGAGUAUUCCAGCAAGAAUAUUUCCGAUAUACUACCCAUUCGGAAACAUGGCAACGGGCUAUGUGGUUAUCUUGUCUCUGUUAGCUGGGGUUGUGGGCUUUACAACCUCGGCCGCUGGAUUAAGUAAUGCGGCACAAUGGGAUUCUUCAAAUCUAUACACAGCUUCUAUUUUUUCUAUAAUUACUUGGUCAUUCACUCUGCUUGCUAUGGGAUUUGCCUGCAAAGAGAUUGAUAUUGGUUGGGGUGGUUCAGCAUUGCGCGCACUUGAGGUCCUCUUGAUCAUUGUUAGCGGGACACAGCUAUUCAGCAUGAUUGCGAUUCAUUCUGGUAUUGAAGAACUUUCAAGGUACGGAGGGGGACGAGUCUAAGCAUCAAAAGGUGUCCAGAACAUAUCUUAAGGUGGAACAGAAGAAACUAUUGUGUACAUUUGUUUUAUUUUGUUCCCUAUAUUUUGGAAGUUUGGUUUUCUUCUUUUUUAUUUCACCAUUUGCACUUUGUGGUCAUUCUUAAAGUGCUAAUAUGAAAGCUAUGUUAUA
This is a messenger RNA of Erigeron canadensis, 705 nucleotides long. Its product is annotated as membrane protein PM19L-like. Lineage: Eukaryota; Viridiplantae; Streptophyta; Magnoliopsida; Asterales; Asteraceae. The transcript has 4 exons. The record is from RefSeq and is a predicted model, not a curated record. The coding region runs from base 34 to 537 and encodes 167 amino acids.